Dunckerocampus dactyliophorus (ringed pipefish) is the source of this 4993-nucleotide messenger RNA. Its product is annotated as neuronal pentraxin-2-like. The record is from RefSeq and is a predicted model, not a curated record. The transcript is spliced from 5 exons. The coding region runs from base 340 to 1686 and encodes 448 amino acids. NCBI's taxonomy places the organism in Eukaryota, Metazoa, Chordata, Actinopteri, Syngnathiformes, Syngnathidae.
CCUGUCUGUUCACUCAGUGACGGUCCAAGCAGCUAGAGAGAGCAUGCAUGCAGGUUGCAAGUUCCCCGCAACAUCCUGUGGAUCUUUUUCUACUCCUUUUUAUAUUUUUCCAGUGAAGUUUGAAGUCUUCUGGUCAAAUUCAGAAGAUAGAUGCACGGGAUUUGCUUUUUUUUUUCUUUUAAGACAGCAGAAUGUGUGGAUGUAUGAUUUCUGAGUUAUUUGGUUUAUAUGAAUCCAAAAUGUCCGCAAACACUGUGGUUGUUGGAUAAAAGUUGUUUUUAAAAGAAGUCCAAGCGGGAGUAUUUUUUUCACGUGCAUUUUUGGAAUAAGUCCAAGAGGAUGCUGACCGAACUGUUUGGUUUGUUCUACCUGCUCAGCUCAGUUCUGAGCCAGGACGCUACAGGUAGCCGCUUCGUUUGCAACGCCAUCCCCCCGGGCGCGGAGCCGGGCUGCAGCUACUCUCCGACGGGCAACCGCUUGCAGAUGAGCAGCCCCGUGGAGGAGGAGCUGCGGAACACUAUCAUCCAGCUCCGGGAGACUAUCUUGCAGCAGAAGGAGACCAUCGUGAGCCAACAGGGAACCAUCAAGGAGCUCAACUCCAAGCUGGCGCGCUGCGAGGCAGCGGCGGACGACUCGUCGCAGCAGGGCAAGUCGCGGGGUCAGGGCUCCAGGAGGAAGGAGUAUGGCAAGAACACCAUGGGGGACUUGCCCAGAGACCCCAGCGAGACCAUAAGCCAGCUUGGCAAGACCAUGCAAAGCUUGAAAGGUCGCUUGGAGAGCCUGGAGCAGCAGAGUUUGCAGCUCCCUAGCACAAACGUGUCAGUUGGAGGUGUCUCUGCCCUGACUCCCCUGCCGCCAGAGCUGCGGGAUCUACUUCGGCAGCGUCUGGGGGCGCUGGAGACGCAGCUCCUGCGCAAGGUGGCCGAGUUGGAGGAGGAGAAGAGCCAGCUUUACAACGAAACGGCCGCUCAUCGCCAACGCACUGAGAAUGCUCUCAAUUCUCUCCUGGAAAGGAUCACAGAGCUGGAGAAAAAUAACAACGCCUUCAAGUCGCCUGAGGAUUUCAAAGUGUCUCUCUCCCUGCGCACCAACUACCUGUAUGGACGCAUCAAGAAGAGCCUCCCAGAAAUGUACGCUUUCACCGUGUGCAUGUGGCUCAAGUCCAGCGCCAGUCCCGGGAUAGGGACCCCUUUCUCUUACGGUGUGCCAGGACAGGCUAAUGAGAUUGUGCUGAUCGAAUGGGGGAACAACCCCAUUGAGCUGCUGGUUAAUGAUAAGGUGGCCCAGCUUCCUCUUUCUGUGAGUGACGGGCGCUGGCACCACAUCUGCAUCACAUGGACGACCAGAGAUGGCUUCUGGGAGGCUUACCAGGAUGGCGAGCGACUAGGCACCGGGGACAAUCUGGCCCCCUGGCACCCAAUUAAACCAGGAGGGGUGAUUAUUCUGGGCCAGGAGCAGGAUAUAGUCGGAGGUCGCUUUGACGCUACCCAGGCUUUCGUUGGCGAGAUGAGCCAGUUCAAUAUGUGGGACCGAGUCCUGCGGCCCGUGGACAUCGUGGGCCUGGCCAACUGCUCGGCGUACAUGCCCGGCAACGUGGUCCCGUGGAUAGACGCCAACGUGGAAGUGUUUGGGGGUGCGACCAAAGCUCCUCUGGAGAUAUGCGAGGACCGUGCAUUUGACUCCUAAUGUGAGGAAUCAUCAUCACCAUCGAAAAGCCAAGUAUUCUUGUUCAGUGUGUGCAAAAUCCCAAAUUCAAAGGGUACAUGCAUAUUGAUAUUGUGUGGUUACUCAAAGAUUCACAUGUGUUGGCUUAAAUGUGUGUCCAGUCCAGUCUUAGCCAUGGAGAAGACUUCACAUGAGCGACCAUGUGGAGAAGAUACAUUGACAUUCUGUGUUUUCUCUUUCUCUUCUUUCAUUUGACUUCUCGGUGCAAACAGCACUUUUCUCAUGCAUUCCUUAUACCGACAAUGCUGCACUGUGUGUGUAGUGAGCGCACGCUCCAGCAGGCUUUGAUGUGUUGCGGAACAUCAUUCCGGAGUUAGAUGGUGGAACGCUGCGAGCUUCCUCUCUGUUUGAAGAGCAAACAAAUGAGGAGAAGGCUCAGGAGUUGGCAACAUCGAUUGUAGAAGCAUCGCAACACGGCUGAUCGUCCAUAUUUAAGUGCAUGAGCCCGAGCAAGGAACGCAAGUUUAGGGAAGACAAGUGCAUGCCUUCUUUCAGUCCAUGUGUGGACAUUACAUAAGCGCGUGUCUUGCGUGUUAAAAGACCAGAGAUUACGAGGGAGGGAGGACAUUUUCAUUCUUGUAAAUCUACGCUUAAUACCUCUCUGCCCCUUGAGCAGCUGCCAUAUCCCAAACAGCUUUAUAUGGACGCUUCUGCUCAGGUUAAUAGCCGUGGCGGACAGCUGCCCAGAAGCAGCUAAAACCGAGCAGUGGACAGCGGCCGACUUCCCAAGCGAGGACAGCAAAGGGAUUGACCCCAAAGGCCAAUCCGUAAUUCCUCCUCCAUGAAGUAAUUAUGUACAUUAUUAAAGGGAUAUGGACAAUGAGCGGCGACUGAGUCAUAAUUGAUUCAAUCUGCGUUCUCAGUGGACAUUAAGAAUGUUGAUGAUUAAUGAUAAGGCUAUGCUAUAUUUUUCAUUAAUAUUUGGGAUUACUGAGAUUUCAGCACAGAUUACUGCAUGAAGUGAAUAAUUUUUGCAGCUUCAUUUUUCUUCUUACCUAAUAUGGUAAUAGAUUUUCAUUUCAGUUCAUUUUGGGGGGGUUUUGCUAAGCUGUGAAACGCCGCUUUAACAAUGCCUGCGAGGCUAAUUGUAAAAAGAUGAAUAUAAAAAGAGGCAGCAAAUAAUUUAUUUUUUCAUCAUGGUGAAAUGUUCUUUGGCAUAAAGAGCUUGUGUCUAUGUUUGUUCGAGCUUGAAUACGUCCUAAUGCUAAGAUAAUAAAGUCCUAAUACUAUGAGGAUAAAAUCCUAAUGUUAAAAGAACAAAGUUGUUAUAUUGCGACGGUACAUUUGUUAUCCUACAAGAAUACAAUUGCGGUGUUAAAAGAAUAAAGUCGUAAUAUUAAGACAAUACAAUCCUGUUAUGGGAAUAGAGUUCAGAGAUGUUAAGAGAAUAAAGUGACAACGUGAAGAGAAAAAAGUCGGAACGUUAUCCGAACAGCAAUAAAAUAAAUGGCGUGAGUAUUAGUCAGAAUAUGACGAGAAUAACGUCAUGACACGAAGAGAAAAAUGUCGUAACAAUACUUGAAUAACGUCAUAAUGUCAGAAGAAUAAAGUCGUGAUAUUACGGCAAGAAAAAUGAUAAAUUUACAAUGUGAUACACUUGUAAUACGAUGAGAGUGAAAUUCUAAAGUUACGAAAGAAAUAUAUCGUUUAACACGCUACUGUGUUGACAGUUUUAGUUCACUUGCAACAUUACGACUUUAUGCUCAUAAAAUUACAACUUUUUUCCAGGGUCUUGUAAUAUAUUCACCUGAAUAUCAUAAUUGGAACGUUGUUCUUGUAAGUCUAGCAUUUUAUUCUUUUAGUUAUCUUUUUUUUUUAAAUAUAUUUUAAAUGUGUUCCUAACGUUUCUUUGUGGCAGAUGAUGCAGUAUCGUACAGGACAGCGCAGAAUGUUGUAAAAAGCGUGUGCACUAAGGAUUCAUGAAGCAUUGUUGGAUUUGCCACCAAUUUGUUUGGCAUUUGAUUGCCCUCGUUAACAAUCCUUCAAUGUAAAGAAUAUUUGCAAGAUUUCCAUUUUACUUCCUGGAGAAUUUCCCUGCCUUUUUCUGCUCUUGAUUUUUGCUCAUUAGCAGCAUAUUAUGGGAAAAACAUCUUUCCUGAAAAUGAUAAAUGGCCUUUUUUUGGAAUGUUUUUGCUUGUGGACACAUGAGAAAAAAAAAAGAUUUAGUCCAUUUUAAAGUGUGCAGUAUCAUUUUAGGUUUUACACUUGUCAUUUGCACUUAAGAUUAAAAAAAAACAAAAAAAAAACUCGCAGAAUAUUUAAUGUAGAGUGCACCAUCCUUCACUUUAAGUUUUCUUAUCUGGACAUCAAUCAUUAAUGCAGAUGAGCAAAGAUCACUGCUGUCAUUUUUAUCACAGAUUUAAUUGCAUGACAUGCAUAUCAUUAAUGAGAGCAGCCCCGUCACCAAAUAAAUCCCCUGAACUGGCACAUUUCCUCACAGAGAAAAGAAAAAAAACGCACAUGUGGGUUGUGGGAGCUGCUUGUUAGCCUUGUUUGAAACAAUGACACAUCUAUUUCAAUUCAUACCAAUCUGUGGCCUCUGAUACACAAUCAACAAAUAAAAGAAUGUGUGUGUGUGUGGGAAAUGUUUUCAUUUGGAUUUUCUUUGCAGAUGUUAGCUAUUGAUUGAUCAAUAAACAAAUCAUUCCAACCGGCAAAUAAGAAUCUUUUCCUGAGGUUUGAAAAUGAUUAUUAUUCCAGUGGAGAAACAGCAUUAUGCUGAUUGUUGGUCACACAACAGGCGUUCAGUGUCAUAACAAGACAGAUUGCUAUUGUCGUACACCGCAUUAUCUUUAAUCCUGACUGAGGAUGAAUCAAUAUUGAAAAUAAAUACAAUUACUGUAUCCAGCAGGAGGCGUCGACCAACACUGGUGAAAUCGAACUAAAGGGGGACAAGCAAAUUAUAGUUAAAGUACUUCCAGGUAAGGAUUUGGUCAAGUCUUAAUGACAUAAGUUAAUGCAAAAUACUAGACUACCCAAAUGGUAUACAAUAAAAUAUAGAUAUAAUAUAUAAAUGAUUAAAAAAAAGAGCAAUGCAUGUAAGAUGUGAACAUGAAAAUAUUAAGUACAGUUUUAUUUCACUGUUUUCGAGUGAUGACACCACAUUUGCACUGCAGGCUCUCAAUCACGCUCCAAAGCAUCAGAUGGUGCUAUAAUCCUUGUUGGGUCAUUUUAGCCAGUCAUUAAAAAAAGAAGGAAAGAAAGAAAGAAAAGCAAAAUGUAAGUGGACGACAGACAGGAGAAGAAAGGAGCUUAACUACUACAACUC